Molecule: messenger RNA, 2325 nt
Organism: Thlaspi arvense
Lineage: Eukaryota; Viridiplantae; Streptophyta; Magnoliopsida; Brassicales; Brassicaceae
Source: the annotation of a GenBank genome assembly
CUUUAAUCUAGUUGAUUCGAAAUGGCGAAAGGUACAACAUUCUAUUGCCUCUUCCCAUGUCUCCUUGUCUUGUUUAUGAGUACAGUCUCAGCAACCAAGGAGGAUGAGGAAGAUCGACAGGUAUAUAUCGUAUACUUGGGAGCACUUCCUUCCCGACAGGAUUACACACCGAUGUCCGAUCACAUGAGUAUUCUUCAGGAAGUCGCCGGAGAAAGUUCGAUCGAGAAACACUUGGUGAGAAGCUACAGAAGGAGUUUCAACGGGUUUGCAGCACGACUCACCGAGUCCGAACGAAAAAGAAUAGCCGGAAUGGAGGGAGUUGUGUCUGUGUUCCCAAGCAAAAAAAUGAAACUCCAGACGACGUCGUCUUGGAGCUUCAUUGGUCUUAAAGAAGGCAGCGAGACGAAGCGGAACCCUAGCAUUGAGAGCGAUACCAUCAUCGGAGUCAUCGACAGUGGGAUCUGGCCCGAGUCGGACAGCUUCUCCGACCAUGGCUUUGGUCCUUCUCCUAAGAAGUGGAAGGGCAGAUGUGCGGGAGGAAAAAACUUCACCUGCAACAACAAAAUCAUUGGGGCAAGAGACUAUACAGCCGAAUCUAAACGAAAAAAGACGGCUAGAGAUUACACGGGACACGGCACACACACGGCGUCAACGGCCGCCGGGAACCCUAUCGCAGACACAAACUUCUACGGGCUCGGAAAUGGAACUGCGAGAGGUGGCGUCCCAGCCGCACGAAUCGCCGUUUACAAAGCCUGCGACGGUGAAGGUUGCAGCGGAGAAGCAAUUAUGUCUGCGUUUGAUGACGCAGCCGCUGACGGUGUGGAUAUUAUAACUAUCUCCAUUGUGCUCGAUAACAUUCCACCGUUCAACCAGGAUCCUAUAGCGAUUGGAGCAUUUCACGCUCUGGCUAAAGGAAUUCUCACUGUUAACUCAGCCGGUAACGAAGGUCCGAAAGCCAGCACGGUCACUAGCACCGCACCGUGGGUUUUUAGCGUUGCGGCCAGCAUCACGAACCGUGCGUUUAUGGCUAAAGUUGUUCUUGAAGACGGCAAAACCCUUGUCGGAAGAUCAGUGAAUACAUACGAUCUUAAUGGAACAAAAUAUCCUCUGGUUUACGGAAAGUCUGCUGCUUUGAGUACAUGUACAGAGGAUAAGGCUAAGUUAUGCGAGCCAAAGUGUUUGAACAAAAAAGUCGUGAAAGGAAAGAUUGUGCUGUGUGAAUCUUCCGAUGGUCCAAUAGAAGCUCAAAAAUUGGGAGCUGUUGGAUCCAUUGUUAAGAACCCUGAACCAGACCACGCUUUUGUCCGCUCUUUCCCGGUCUCCUUUUUAUCCGAUGAUGACUACGAAUUGGUUCUCUCUUACAUGAACUCGACAAAAGAACCAAAAGCGACUAUUCUGAAAAGUGAGGAAAUUUCUAAUCAGAGAGCUCCUCUCGUUGUUUCUUUCUCUUCUCGUGGUCCAAGCACCAUCGUCUCCGAUAUUCUCAAGCCGGAUAUUACAGCGCCAGGAGUGGAGAUCCUCGCUUCCUAUUCACCUGACAGUUCACCAACUGAAACCCAGUUUGACACUAGACGUGUAAAGUUCUCUGUUUUGUCUGGAACUUCAAUGUCUUGUCCACACGUUGCAGGCGUCGCCGCCUAUGUCAAGAGUUUUCAUCCUGAUUGGUCUCCUUCGAUGAUCCAAUCUGCCAUCAUGACAACCGGUAAGAAAAACUUUUACCAAGGAAAACAAACUUACUUCAACCGCAAGAAACCCAUCGAUGAUCACUUAAUUUGUGCAGCUUCGCCGAUGAAUGCUUCUGGUACUGGAUUUGUAUCAACCGAGUUUGCUUAUGGAGCUGGUCAUGUGGACCCAGUAGCUGCUAUUAAUCCUGGACUCGUCUAUGAAACUGUCGAAGCUGAUCACAUUGCCCUUCUCUGCGGUUUAAACUACACCAGAAAGAACAUAAGAUUAAUCUCUGGAGACAAUGUUAAAUGCACGGAAGAGCUUUCCAAGACUUUACCAAGAAACCUCAACUAUCCAACUAUGUCGGCUAAAGUGUCCGGAACGGGAUCGUUCAAUAUAACUUUCAGAAGAACUGUGACUAAUGUCGGUGCACCAAACUCUACGUACAAAUCAAAGGUUGUCACAAGUCCUGGAUCUAAACUCUCCAUCGAAGUGUCGCCUAGUGUUCUGUCUAUGAAGUCUCUGAAUGAGAAGCAGUCUUUUACGGUGACUGUUUCAGGCGAUAGUCUCGGAACAGAGCAACCUGCGUCUGCAAAUCUAAUUUGGUCAGAUGGAAGUAAUAAUGUGAGAAGCCCCAUAAUUGUUUAUGCUUUGAGCUGA